Messenger RNA from Cavenderia fasciculata, 2433 nucleotides. Its product is annotated as UbiA prenyltransferase family protein. Gene Ontology annotation, molecular function: prenyltransferase activity; oxidoreductase activity, acting on single donors with incorporation of molecular oxygen, incorporation of two atoms of oxygen. The record is from RefSeq and is a predicted model, not a curated record. The coding region runs from base 1 to 2433 and encodes 810 amino acids. Gene Ontology annotation, cellular component: membrane. The transcript is spliced from 7 exons. Gene Ontology annotation, biological process: vitamin K biosynthetic process; menaquinone biosynthetic process. Lineage: Eukaryota; Evosea; Eumycetozoa; Acytosteliales; Cavenderiaceae.
AUGUCGGCGUGUAAUAAUACUAAUAACAGCAACCUACAACCAACCCAACCACUAUCGAAUACUGCCUACUCUUUUUUCAAAGUUUCAAGAAUAACGCUCAUUAAAAAUAAUAAUAACAACAGCAACAACAACAACAACAGGGAGGUCGUCGUUUCGCAAAGAGAAGAAGGAGACCAAGUUGUCGUAGUCGUUGAAGAGGAACAAGAUCAAUUAACAACAACAUCAACAGCAGCAGUCGAACAACAACUUCAGCAACAGGUUAUCGAGGAAGAGGAAGAAGGAGGAGAAGAAGAAGGGACAUCGGUUGCCUACGAUCUAAUAGAUGAGAAAAUGAUAUCAACCAAACUCAAGACUUUAAUUAAUGUGGCAAAGAAACUGCCAGUCUGGACGCCGUCGGCUGCUGCCAUAUCACCUAUUUCAACAUUAGAUAUAUCACUCAACAACACUGCUACUGGCACUACUUCAGCUGCUACUGCUGCUGCUGUUCCAUUCAAUCCAUCACCAGAACUCAUUCAAGAACUAAAGAAUGCAUUUAGCGAGGUCAACAUUGAAGAUUUAUGUCUAGGGGAGAGAGACUUGCCUCUUAGUAAAUCGUUGAUGUCUCGAAUCAACCAACAGUUGUAUCGGUCUUCGUUUGGCUAUCCUGUCUCUUACUUUCCACUAUUUGAAGAUCGUAGGUUUACAUUGGCCAUAUUUGCAAUGCCUCAGGGGUCGACCAUUCCCCUUCACAGUCAUCCAGAUAUGAGAGUCUUGAGUAAGAUUCUCUAUGGAUCAAUUGCUUCAGAUAAUUAUGAAUUAUUGGAUGAACCACAAUUACAACCUCAACCUCUACAACAACAACAUCAAAAUCAACAACCUCAACCUUUACAACAACAACAUCAAUCUCAACAACAAAAUGGGAUAAAUAAUGGAAAUAGAAAAAAUAAUAAUAGUACUAGUAGUAGUAAUGGUCAUAGUAAUAAUGGUAGUAAUAAUAAUAAUAGUUUAAAUGGCCUAAGUAAUAAUAUAUUAAACGCAAAAUAUACGGGUCAAACCAUCAUGACAUCGGAAAAUACAAAAUCAUCACUUUCAUCAAAGAGUAUUGUUCAUCAAUUUACUUCACAUAGUAACCAUAGUGCAGUUUUGGAACUAUUGUUUCCUCCCUAUGGUGAUAAAUUAAAUGGUAGACAUUGUUCUUAUUAUAAAAUUAAAAAUCAACAACAACAACAACCAAAUGGUAAUAGUCAUAUACAUAAUCAAAAUAAUCAAAAUAAUAAUAAUAAUAGUAAUAAUAGUAAUGGUAAUAAUAAUAAUAAUAAUAAUAAUAAUAAUAAUAAUAGUAUAAUUCAAUUAAAAGAAUAUGACCCAAAAGAUUUUUAUUGUAUUGAAGAAAGGGACGAUCCAAAAGUUUUAAUAGACCUAUUUCAAUCACUUCACCACUUUUACUCUGACAAUAAUAAUAAUAAAGUCAAUAUGUUGUUGUCAGAUCAUCCACAUUGUUUAUUUGAUUCAAACCCCAAUGAUGAUACUAUGUCUAAAGUUACAGUCACAAAAUCACCAACAUUGUAUUCAUACUUUAAGGCUGUACGACCAUGGUCACUAAGUAUAUCAUUGUCUUCAUCAAUUUUAGGACCAGCCAUAGCUUACCGUGAAACUGGUCAUUUCAAUGUAUGGGUAUUCCUUUUUGUCACUGGUUUCUCCAUGACUUUACAAAUCAUUUGUAAUCUAUUCAACAGUUUCAAUGAUUAUAUAAAACAAGUGGACAAGCAUGACCAUUCUCAUGACAGAACCAUGUUUGACUAUGGACUGACAAUCAAUCACAUUAUUGGUCUCAUUGGUUUUUUCAUUCUAGUAUCAGCCUUUUCAAUGAUUGGUAUCAUUUUUGGUAUUCGUGAUACAGUCUUUUUAAGAAACUAUAUUUUCCCAUUGGCCAUUGGAUAUUAUUUUUUUGCCAUUUAUUAUACUUCUGAUCCAUUCAAGUUCAAGUAUAAUGCUCUUGGAGAUGCUACUAUUUUUUUUUCAUAUAUUUUGGGAAUGACUCCUCUUUCAUUUGUUACUCAGGCACUCUACUUUGAUUGGAUUGUUUGCUACUAUUCAAUUCCAUCAGCUCUUUUAUUUACUGCAGUUGUCCACAUUAAUAAUAGUCGUGAUUCAAUUACCGAUGGAGAGUCUGGUGUCAAAACAUUGGCCAAUUUUAUAGGGCCAGAGAAUAGUUUCUUUUUACUUGUUGCUUUUUAUUGCAUGGCAUGUAUUAUUUUGUCAGUGAUUGCCAUUGAAUUGGAUUCAUUGUUGGUUCUAUUACCUUUAAUUACAUUACCAAAGGGAUACUUUAUUUGCAAGAAACUAUUUCAAAAAAGAUGGCAAUCUUUGGAUUCUGAAGGGGCCGAUUUAGGAUUUCUAUUUUCCAUGAUACAAAGUCUUAAGUGGUGUUCAACCAGUCAGGCUGAAUCAUAA